This is a messenger RNA of Puccinia triticina, 819 nucleotides long. RefSeq lists its product as uncharacterized. NCBI's taxonomy places the organism in Eukaryota, Fungi, Basidiomycota, Pucciniomycetes, Pucciniales, Pucciniaceae. The record is from RefSeq and is a predicted model, not a curated record. The coding region runs from base 1 to 819 and encodes 272 amino acids. The transcript is spliced from 2 exons.
AUGUUCGUGAAUGCCGGUCGUAUUGGUGAGGUUAUCGAAGCGGCAGGGGGUGUAUCAUCUGGCGCCAAAGCAACUCUGGAAUUUGCAACCGAUUUGGCCAAGGGUGUAGGUGCGGCGAGUGAUGGUGUUAAGGCGCCCGGGAUCGGUGCCGGUGCCGGUGCCGGUGCUGGGGAUGUCCACCUCAUCCCAGGCCAGUCGGAUGCGAAAUUGGCACCUCUCCGUCCCCAACUCAGCAAUCCCAAGGAGACGUCUGCAGAUGCUUCUCUCAUCUCCGGUACUUCUCAAACCGACUCCUCUAAAGAGGCCUUCAACCCUACACUACAAAAAACACCUACAACACCCACAGACACCUUUCGUCCACCAGAUCCAUCUCUCUUAACUCCCAAAGAGCCCCCCAAGGAAUUACCUCAAGAGCUUCCUAAAGAUAACCUCAACCUCAAGACGGAGAAAACUUCCACUGCUCUCGAAAAACCCCAAGACACCAAUCCUGUGCCUUCAACUGUGGAACCGCCCAAUACACCUUUGAAUACAGAGCUGGGUUCACCUCCUGAUUCUCCCGCAGGUGUCCGGGGUACCUCCGCUUCCGAAUCCCAGCGUGCCUCCAAAAAAUUGUUCCAGGCUUUCAAACAGACAAGACCCGGAACUGAGCCGCCGUUGCCUGCACGCGAAGCUCCUACACUCAAAUCUCCUGCUGCACUCGAACGGCCUAACCAGGUUGGAUCUUCCGAGCUGGCCGACACAUCCAGAUCGUCUGACUUUAAGUCGGAAGCUGAACUACCUCUAGGCGACAAAGCCCAACCGCCAAAGCUUGACACGUGA